CCCGGCUCUUCCAUCCGGAAACGUGCUGGCGGUCUAGUCUGUUGUCCUGUCCUCCUGGGAGACUGGCUGCAAUUGCGGCAAGCCGGCUGUUUAGUUGUGCUGUGAGCCACAGCUUCGGGUCAUGGAGGGGGACGGCCCCGCCGCCACCGCCCCGCAGUACCAGCCAGCCUGCCCCACGCGGGACGCGUGUGUCUACAGCAGCUGCUAUUGUGAGGAAAACAUUUGGAAGCUCUGUGAAUACAUCAAAACACACAACCAGUAUCCGCUGGAGGAAUGCUACGCUGUCUUCAUAUCAAAUGAGAAGAAGAUGGUACCUAUUUGGAAACAGCAGGCAAGAACUGAGAACGGACCUGUGAUCUGGGAUUAUCAUGUCGUUCUGCUUCAUGUGUCAAGGGAAGGACAGAGCUUCAUAUAUGAUCUUGAUACUAUUUUGCCAUUUCCCUGCCCUUUCGACAUUUACAUAGAAGAUGCCCUUAAGUCUGAUGAUGACAUUCAUCCACAGUUUAGGAGGAAAUUUAGAGUGGUUCGUGCUGACUCCUACUUGAAGAACUUCGCUUCUGACCGGUCUCACAUGAAAGACUCCAGUGGGAACUGGAGGGAGCCUCCUCCAGAAUACCCCUGCAUUGAAACUGGAGACUCCAAAAUGAACCUGAAUGACUUCAUCAGCAUGGACCCUGCAGUAGGAUGGGGAGCUGUCUACACGCUGCCCGAGUUUGUGCAUCGGUUCAGCAGCAAAACCUACUGAGCCUGAUACUAGGCAUGCGACUAGAGAAGCUCUAGGGUCUGAAUGAACCAUCCUUCCGUUUAAGAGAGCAGCGGGGUACAGGUGGCCUAGGGGUAUAUAGUUCUCAUUAAAUUUGAGUGGAAAUAUUAGUGAACACAGAUAAAAAUGAAUGAAUAAGCCUCCACCCCCUUUUUUUUAGCCUGGGGAUCUACCCCAGAGUUCUAUCUCCAAGCCUAAUCAGUCAGUCCCCAGCCUCAGAUAUGCCACAUCUGGUGUGUGGUUGCUAAACUGUUCCCAUGGGUUGCUUACUUCAGUGUGUGAUGCUGUAGGCCAGCAGUUGCUUCUAUAAAACUUGAAGUGUGGACUUGGAGGCAGCUCCUUCUGUCUGCUCCCUCUGCUUCCUGUCUGCCUGGACUCUACACUCUCUGAGCGCAGGGUUGUGGCCUGUGGCUCUAAGACUCUGUUGCCCAUUAGAGGUCCCGGUAAAAUGUUUCUAAAGACAGCUCUGCUGCUUGGUAAGAGACAGUAUUGUGAGCUGAAUCAGCUGUAAGUAUUAGUCUUUUUGGACUACGAUGUUUAAAAAAAUUGCAGGUAUCUGUCUUGUCUGAGUGUUAUUUGGCCCAUUUAUAUAUGUAGUUUUAAAUAAAAUUGACUUAAAAUUAA
Mastomys coucha (southern multimammate mouse) is the source of this 1387-nucleotide messenger RNA. It is a transcript of the gene Ntaq1, whose product is annotated as WDYHV motif containing 1. Lineage: Eukaryota; Metazoa; Chordata; Mammalia; Rodentia; Muridae. The record is from RefSeq and is a predicted model, not a curated record. Gene Ontology annotation, cellular component: cytosol; nucleus. Gene Ontology annotation, molecular function: protein-N-terminal asparagine amidohydrolase activity; protein-N-terminal glutamine amidohydrolase activity. Bases 122 to 745 code for a protein of 207 amino acids. The transcript is spliced from 6 exons.